Molecule: messenger RNA, 5231 nt
Organism: Passer domesticus (house sparrow)
Lineage: Eukaryota; Metazoa; Chordata; Aves; Passeriformes; Passeridae
Product: C-type lectin domain family 2 member D-like
Exons: 6
Coding region: 3571-4398 (275 amino acids)
Source: RefSeq, a predicted model, not a curated record
UGCCGGGGCUUGCCAGGAAGAGGGACACUGGCAGGGAACUGGGAGGGAAGUGCUCAGCACUCUGCAAGGUGCAGCAGCGCCAGGGGUGAGCAGGGAGGAGGGGGAAGUGCCCCCAGUCCCUCCCCACUGCCCCCAAAAAUGGGGGGUGACGAGGAGAAAAGGGAUUCAAAUGGAGGGAGGAAAGCUUUUCUGUGACUGUGUAUGAACUGGGGAGGGUCCCCAUUCAGCUACAAUUUAAAGGGUCUCAGUUGAAGGAAAACACACCUUUUUCAUUAUUUUGGGUGUCUCCCUUGGCAGGCAAUCACUGCUUGCCAUGAUUUCCAUGUUUAAAUGGAAGGAGAAAACCUUUAUCAUCCUGCAUGAAUUGAGGGAAAGAGCCCAUUUUCAUCAUUGUCAGGUUCAAACUGAGGGCAAACCCCGCUGUGCCUGCUCUGAAAGGGCUUCCGUUGAGAGGAACCUCUUGAUGAGCCAUUGUAAGAGUGCCAUCGAGGGGACCCUCCAUCUGAAGGGACCUUCACAGAUGAAAAAGAUGUGCAAAAGCUCCCAGUAUGAUCUUUGUUGAGGGAAACUGCAUUUGCCCUCAAUUUUGCAGGAUAAAGUGAGGACAAUCCCCUUCUGGGAGAAUACCUGGGGCUGUGUCUGAUUCCCUCAGAGCAGGAGCAGCCUUGCCCUCAGCAGCUCACAGCCCUGCCCCACAAGGAUGUGUCACAGAAGGGUUGGUAAAGACCACAGGAGCCUCAGCUCAGGUGAGGCUUUCCACAGAGCCCAGAGAUCUUAUCCUGGAACCCUGAAAGCACAGGAGAAUCAGGAGCCAGCCCUGGCUCAAGGCACAGCAACCCUGCUGAAACAAGAGAAGGGAGCAAAGGCUGAGGAGGCAGGGCAGGAACGGCUGCAGAGCCUGUUCAAAGAGAGGCAUCUGCAGCUGGAGAACAGAACAGAGAUCCCAGAGCGACACGUGUCUGUGGAGAGUUACACAAAGAUGUGUCAAAGUUUGUGAAAAGCCACUUAUAAACAAGGUCAUGACAUCUUAUGAACAAUGCCUGUUCUAAAAAUCAGUGAAUUCACAUGAUGGAACCAAUACAUCAGCAGUGACUGCCUCAGGAAUUUGAGACAAUAUUCUUCCAGCCCUCCUGGAUCCAUAGCAAUGAAACAAGGAACAGCUCCCAGUGGAUCACAGCCAUAGUGCAGAACAACCCCCCACUCCCCUGAGUUAUCUCUGGGAGAUAAAACAGAAGAGAUGCCAAUGAAUGAUCCUGUUGGGCAGGGCAGCACUGGCACCUGUGCAGUCUGUGAGGGGAUCAAGGGCUCAGCAAACUGGAUCUUCUUCUGUGCAAGGGCAGGUGUUUGUCAGUGUUCCAUCACUGCUGUUUCAGCUGGGUCUGUCUCAUCUCUAGAAGGAAAUAACUACAUCAUUAAAUGUAAACAGACAUAUUGAAACAAAAUUAACUUGGGACUUAAGAUUAAUUGCAGUGCAAUUCAAUGCCACCUCAGUAGCAUUAGAGGUACACUUAAGAGAACUUAAAGUUAUCAUCUUUAAUACUGAAUAAAAAGUGAUCUUAUGAAACUGGAAUAGAAGAUGAAAAGGGUUAAAGUGAAGAAGACUGAAACUUGACCUGGUCCAAACUCAGGAAUGCUCAAACCUGACAGAAAUCCACCUCCACAUAAAUGACUCUUAACAAAAUUAACUCAAUAGAGUAAUAAAACAUAACUUUACUCAGAUCUUAAUUUGCUUAAUCUGAGCAAGACUAAAACCAUAACCAAAUGAAACAGAACCGAACUAACAAUCAAUAUCCUUAAAAGUUCUGGGUACUACAAAAUGUAACUUAUUCUGCUGCUGUUAAUACCAAAAGGCACUGACAAUGUGAACAAAGUGGGGCUGAAAUAAGGGCAUGAUGGCUUUACUAGAGGGAUUAGAGAAGUGUGACAAAUACGCUGACCCUAUGUAAUUUAACUUUGAGAAAAACUCAUGGUAACCACAAAUUUUAAGGACUCAUAACUUUACUAAGUCCUUUUAAAGUGCAAUUGUACCAAAAGAGACAACAAUGUAGAGUCUGGCAAAGUGCCGAACAAACCGGGAGCUUCUCGAGGUUGUAUUCAGUGUAAUAGCACAUGGGAAAUGUUAUCAGGAGGAGGAGGAGGAGCAGGAGCAGGAGCAGGAGGAGGAGCAGGAGGAGGAGUCUCGGGUUCCCUCUCUGGUUGAGAUGAUCCCGAGGUGUGUUAAAAGUCUUUUUUCCUCAACCCAUCUGUCCGGGAAGAAAUCAGGGUUUUGUCUUUGGCUGUCAUUCUCAAAGUUGUUUAUUAUUUCUUAUCUAAAACAUUUUCUGUCUGGCCUGCCGAGGUCUGUUCUGCAGGUCAGUCUGAGGCACACUGCCCUCCCACGGGGCUGGUGUUGUCUUUGAUACUAUAAACUAUGUAUUCGAUAUUUACAGUUAUUUUCCAAUACCUAUCACCUACGUUAGACAGUGACUUUCUACUCUACACCAAUCCCAAAGUGCCUCCAUCAUCAAGAAGAUGGAGGCUAGAAAGAAGAAGGAAGGACAGGACAAUGCCCAAAUUGCUCCAUCUUGUCCCUAGACCCCCAUAGUGAAAUUCUUUAAAAUUCCACCUUUCACCCUGUGACAACUACUGUUAUGCUACUUAAACUUUUGUGACUUGUAAUUCUUUGUAUAAGGUUGGUAAUUUGCUCCAUGGGUCGAACUCAAAGCCACAGGGGUCUUUGGCUUCCUGCCAGGGUAUCCGACCGCCCUGCCAGGGCUUUGAGCCAUCCAGGCAUCCAGAGGGAUGUCCUGGAUUCCGGCAGAGGAGCAGGAGGAGGAGCAGGAGGAGGCACUGUAUUUACCGCUUUGAAUCUUCUCAGAGAAAUCAGAGUUCACUACAAACACAAGAUUAACUUUCCAAAAGCAUUUCAGCACAUUUUUAAGACAUUCUAGAAGGCGGUGCGUUAAGGUUUCAGCAGUCGGGGCAGGCAGAGCCCUUCCGGCAGAUGCCGGGGGUUCGCCCCGCCGCAGGGGGAGCCGCGGGGGCAGUGAGGCGGCCCGGGGGAAGCGGAGCCGCCGGGCCGGGCCGGGCGGGGCCGAGCCCCGGGAGCGGGGCAAGCGCAGGCGGCAGCGAGGGGCGGCGGCGCGGGGGAAGCGAGCCGGGACCGCCCGGGGCUCGCCGUGGGCCGGGCAGCCCCGCGCUCCGCCCAGCCACAGCGACUCGGGCUCAGGACCCCAGUCCGGGCCGGCAGCGCCAGAGCGGAGAAACAACCGAUCCCGGGCAGGGCAGCGGGAACCCCGAGGAGAGGGGGCCGCGCCCGCGGUGCAAAAGAGCCACGCCUUCGAGCAGCGCUCCCGGCCCGCGCUCCUCAGCUGCUUCCGGCACGCUGAUUGAUCUAAAAGGCCAAAAUCCCUCCCACACUGACGACAGCUUUAAAACUGCGGUGCCAGCGGCCGUGGCGUCCUCUGGACGGCGCCGCAGCGGUGGUGGUGGUACCCGGAGCCCGGCGGCGGCUGCAGCCCAGGGUGCCAGCAGCGCGGCUGCAAAGCUGCUCCCGAGGCCGAGCUCCCAAAGGAUCUGUCAGCACUCCUGAUGCCUCCGUUUCAAGGUGCUGUUUGUUCCUGUCAGAGAGAUUCCGGCUGUGAGCUGGAGGAGAGUGAAUUGUGCUCCAUUCAUGGAGUUGUGAAGGAACUCCUGCAUCCCCAGGAGGGACCAGCAGCCGGGGUUCCACACUCGCCUGGGGCACAAGGAGCCACUUGGCAUCAGCAGAAGGCUGCCACUUGUGAGCUUGCAGUGAGUGAAAAUGUGGAGAAUGGAUUCUGCACCAGGGAUGGGAGUGUGAGGGAGCUCCUGGAUCCCCAGGGCACAUCAGCAACCAGCACUGAACACAAAAGGGGCCUCAGAAGAUUGCUGGGUGAAUGGUUCAGGAGCCAUCCCGUGGGCACGGCGCUGCUGAUUCUGCUGCUCCUGCUGCUGCUGCUGGCUUUGGGGGUGGUCUUGGCUGUGCUGGCAGCAGCAGCAGCACAGGUUCCAGUGACACCUGCCACUCCACAGUGUGUUCUGGGCUGUCCCCCUGGCUGGGUUGGCUACAAUGGGGUCUGCUACUACUUGUCAAGGGAUUACAGCAGCUGGGAGCAGGCUGAGGAACGGUGCUCGGAGCUCGGGGCCUCCCUAGCCAUUCUGAAGGAUGAGGAGGAAAUGGGUUUGCUCUUCCGCCUCCGCGGGAACGGCGAUUACUGGCUCGGGCUGCGCAGACGGGGCGAGCGCCUGCACUGGGGGGACGGCAGCAGCUACAGCUCCCGGGUUCCUGUCCUCGGCAAUUCCGACUGUGUGUACCUGGCUGACGGGGAGAGAUUCAGGAGUGAGUUCUGCUCCAACGAGCGGCCGUAUGUCUGCAGCAAGGCCCAGGCUCCCCUGUAACAGGGGCUGCAGAAAGGACCUUGUCCACGCUGGGCAGUGCCAGCUUCACCUCUCAGCCCAGCCCAGGGCUGUCCUUGCUCAGCUGCACCCUGUGCCUUGCCCUCGCUCUCAGGGUCACCUCAGUGCCUCUUCAUCCAUGCCCAGUGCCAGCGCUGGGCUGGGUGUGCAAAGGAAAAGGCUCUGCAAUCCAUCCUGCCCCCGAUGCUGCCUGGAGUGAGUGCAUCGUUCUUAUGACACAACAAGGUCCAAAGGGAAAUCCAAAUUGCCUUGGAAAUCAUCACAAGGCUCUUGGUAAUCACCACAAACUGGCCUGAAGGUGACACUUUUGGUUGGUCUUUGGAAGAGGAAGAAGAGCAGCUGAUUUGUGCUGAGAAGGAAUCCCACUUUUGACAUCAGGCACCUGACUGUGAAGAAGGGUCUGUCAGCUGCUGGCUCUCUCUCUCUCUCUUUCUCUCAGUCUCACCUUUGGAGGAGGGCGGUCGGAGCUGCUGCUUGGGGAAGGGAAUUCGCUGUGGACUGGGUUUGUGUUCUGUUUGGGGUCCAUGCUGCACUGGUUGGUGUUUUUUUGUUUUGUUGUACAUACUAGUUAAGAACUGUCAUUCCAUUCUCAUAUCUUUCUUUGCUUGAGAACCCCUUAAUUUCUAAAUUAAAAUAACUUGGAGGCAAGGGGUUUACACUUUUUGUUGCUCCUGCAUUCCUUAGCAGAUCCCUGUCUUUACAACCAAAACACCCCCAUCCCUCUGUGCCACUGUGUGGAGAGGAGGAAAGAAGGGAAUCGGGGAUAAAGUGAAGCCCAGGAAGGAGAGAAUAGUGUGGGCAAGGUGCACUUUUAG